AUGGGGACUACUCCCCCAAUCCAGGUGUGGACGGCAUCUCCCACCCUGGGGGGCAGGGCCUCCCGUGCCAGCAGCCUAGACACCUUGCCUUGGAGCCGGGUGGCCCCGGGCAGGGCUGGUGUGAGACAGGCUCUCCGGUGGCCCAAGCCCCAAGGCCCUGCGCACUCAGCGGGUUUCCGUCCCCAGGGGGGCAACAACGCUGGCCACACCGUGGUGGUGGACGGCAAAGAGUACGACUUCCACCUGCUGCCCAGCGGCAUCAUCAACACCAAGGCCGUGUCCUUCAUCGGUGAGUGCCCGCCGCCCAGGGGCCCCCCGGCCAGGGUGGGGGGCUGUCGGGGUGAGCCAGGCAGUGGGAGAGCUGGGAGCUGGGGGUGGCCCGGGCCCCACAGCCGCGUCCCCCCACCCCACCCCGUGCAGGGCUUUGCCGAGAGGAUCCGGCCCAUGGUCCGCGACGGCGUGUACUUCAUGUACGAGGCGCUGCAUGGCCCCCCCAAGAAGAUCCUGGUGGAAGGCGCCAACGCCGCGCUGCUGGACAUCGACUUCGGGACCUACCCCUUUGUGACGUCCUCCAACUGCACGGUGGGCGGCGUGUGCACGGGGCUGGGCAUCCCGCCCCAGAACGUGGGCGACGUGUACGGCGUGGUGAAGGCCUACACCACACGCGUGGGCAUCGGCGCCUUCCCCACCGAGCAGAGCACACGCAUGUCCACGCGACCCUGCUCCCCCGGGUGCUGCAGGCAGGGGGGGGCGUGGAGGAGGCCGACAGCGCGAGCACUUGGCCCGCAGCCUCUCCACUGUGUCCUCGGCUCCGACAGGCUGGCCCUGACGAAGCUGGACAUCUUGGACGCCCUGGACGAGAUCAAGGUCGGCAUCGCCUACAAGCUGAACGGGAAAAGGAUCCCCUAUUUCCCAGGUACGAGGGGAGGCGGCUUCCCGCCCUGGCAGCUGCACUGGCGCCCGACCCACCAGCGACUCCAGGGUCCCCGACUCGCCCUACUGGCCCUGACCUUUGAGAGGGCGCAGCACAAGUGUGGUGUGACCCCAGGGUCAGGGCCGGGGUGGCCGGCUUGUUCCAGCAUCUUCCAUCAGUAA
This is a messenger RNA of Myotis brandtii (Brandt's bat), 1095 nucleotides long. It is a transcript of the gene ADSS1, whose product is annotated as adenylosuccinate synthase like 1. Gene Ontology annotation, molecular function: nucleotide binding; adenylosuccinate synthase activity. Lineage: Eukaryota; Metazoa; Chordata; Mammalia; Chiroptera; Vespertilionidae. Gene Ontology annotation, cellular component: cytoplasm. Bases 1 to 1095 code for a protein of 364 amino acids. Gene Ontology annotation, biological process: IMP metabolic process; 'de novo' AMP biosynthetic process. The transcript is spliced from 6 exons. The record is from RefSeq and is a predicted model, not a curated record.